GGAAGACGCGAUGAUUGUGUGGUGCGUAGAGUUCGAGAGACGCGUUGGGAAUCUUGCUAGGUAAUUGAUACCAAUUAUUGAUAUUGACAAAGUUUGAGUGAUUGAGAGUUUUGACGCUGAUAUAUUGGGACGGUGAGAGUGAGAACGAAUAAGGAGGGAUUUCUUUUUUUUAUUUUUGGGAGAGGGAUCUUUGAAAGGAAGGAAAGGAGCGGAGAAGAGAGUGUUUGGAGGGGAUUCAAUUGAUUGAGUUGUGGUUUGUUGGGAUUCUUUCAGCACUACGAUUCGAUACGGUACGAACGACUUUGGAGAAUUGCUCCUCUAAGAAAGAUCGUCGUGCGGAUUUUAGAUUGGAUUUGUUGGGGUUUCGUGUAAGAACUGCGACGAAUCGUUUCAUUUCGCAUCGAGUAACUACUACGAAUUCGAUACCAACGGAAGCUGAAAAGGGACCGAGAAAGGAAUAAUCGAAAUCAUGGAGACAAGGAGAGAAUCACCCGGCUCGGGGCUAAAGAAGAGAGAUUUUGAGGAGACUUUUGGGUCGGUUGAACCUUUUCAUGUCGAAGAAGAAGAAGAGAGGAAGAGAAUUGAGGAGAUGAAUUCGCAGGCGGAAACCGACACUCCUCUUCCCUCCAAAGAAUUGGCAGAUCAAUCGGAAGUGGAAUCCACAGCAGAGUCUCUCCCCACUCCACCUGUCAGCAUACAAUCGAGCAAACGCGAACGAGAGAGGGAAGUUACGCCUGCGGAAAGCACGGUCAGUUCGCUGAGUGAUUUGGGAUCGAGGAGUACGCCGAGUUUGAAUGGGGGCUCGCCCAUGCGUGGCACGGCUUUUGCGGCGUUGAAUGGGAAUGCCAAUGCGCAUAAGAUGCCGCCGGCGAAGAAACCGAAAUUGUCGUUUGCGGAAAAGGAGGCGAGAGCGAUUGAGAGGAGGUUUAAGGAGGAGGAGAAGAAGGUGGAGAGGGAGAAGAAGGAGCAUGAGAAACAGGCACAGUUGGAAGAGAAGAGGAAGAAGGAUAAGGAGAGAGAUGAAGAGAAGAGGAAGAAAGAUGCAGAGAAAGAAGAGGAGAAGAAACGAAAAGAUGCUGAGAAGGAGGUCGAGAGGAAGAGAAAAGAUGAAGAAAAGGCUGCGAGGGAAGAAAAGAAGAGGUUAAAGGAUGAGGAAAAGCGUAAGAAGGAUGAAGAAAAACAGAGAAUCGAGGAUGAGAAGAAAAAGAAGGCGGCGAGUCAAAAGACUCUAUCUUCAUUCUUUGGAACGCCUGUUUCGGCAAAGACUUCAAAGGAUGAUGUAUCGACAAGUCCUGCUUCAGCGAGUCGUUCUGUGGCUCCAAUUCCUAUGACCUCGAUGAAUGUGACUCCGAGUAAGAAGGAAAUCUCACCAUAUGACAAAAUGUUUCCCGCUUUCUUCGUCCAGAGUGGUGUUAGGUUGGCACCGAUUAAUCAUUUUGCCAGAGACGAUGAAAGAUCACGACUUGUACAGUCUACAGUUGAUGCAUACAUAUUGGGUAAUCGAAGUCCGGGAAGAAAACGAGAGUUUAACGCUACGGAACUCUUCCAUUUAUCAUCAAGCAGUUCCUUAAACCGAGGAAAAACAAUUGUGCCAGUACGCGAAAUCAUGGCGGAACUAUCUGGCAAUCCUUCAAAACCCAUCGACCUCACAGCAGAUUCACAAAAUUCUCAAAUCAAACGUACCAAAGCUCAACUCAAGGAUGUUCCUAUGAAAUUUCUUAAAUUUCAAGAAGAUGUUAGACCGCCAUAUCAAGGUACCUAUACGCAUAUACCCAUCAAUGGUAUAUCGAGAUUAGCACGCAAUCCUAUGAGAAGGGAUCUCCCGAAUACAAAUUACGAUUAUGAUAGUGAAGCGGAAUGGAUUGAGGAUGAAGAUGCAGAAGAUUUAAAUAGUGAGGGAGAAGAAGAUGAGGAAGGUUUGGAUGAUGCAGAGGAUAUGGAUGGUUUCCUUGAUGAUGAAAACGAUGACCUCUUGAUCUCGAGACGUGCCAUGGGUGGAAUGCAGGGAGAUUUAGAACCUGUGAGUACGGGAUUGUGUUGGGAGGAUAGGAAGAAGAGGAGUACAAAUGUCAAGAUGAUGCCGUUUAGGAUGGAAUUUAUUUUUGAUCCAAAAAUGAAAUCUAUAGAUCCUUUCUCAACACAAUACUGGGAACCAAUUGCACCUCCAUCACAAACAGGAUCAAUGGACCCUCCACGUCUUCCAUUAAAAACAACAAGUACAAACACUCGCCAAACCUCCCCAUCUCCUUUAGGCUCCACAUCCAGCAACAAAGUAUCGAAUACCAAUGUAAAAUCCACACCGCUAUCUUUCUUUGGCACUCCUACCUCUUCCUCCACAACUACAUCACUCCCAAUUCACCAAGGACAAGACGCAAAAGCAGACACGAAACCUAAGAAGUACCUUCCGGAUUCGGAUCUCCCGGCGUUCAAAGAAGCAAUUCAGGGAAGUGAUUUGAGUAAAGUGGGGUUGGUGGAGGUGUUGAAGAAGAAGUUUCCAGGAAGGACGGGUGGGGCGAUCAAGGCCACGUUGGAUUUGGUAGCGAGGAGGGUGGGGGGGAAGGAGGUAGAGAAGAGGUGGGUUUUAGUUUAGGAGUGUAGCAGGGGUGGGAUUUGGGGAUGGAUGAAUGCAUCGAUAGGCGGAUGGAUGAGUGGAUGGAUGAAGGGGACAAAUGGAUGAAAGGGGGUACAAAAGCGCUAGUUAGAACACUAUGAUAACAUGGCAUGGCAUGGCACGGAACGAAAUGGAGGAGUCUUGGGCGCAAUACAUAGAUAGCUAAUUGCUGUUAUCUUGCUGUUAUCUUGCUAAGUGUAUGUUUUGGGACUGCAUGGGUGGGAAGGGAUGGGAGGGAUAGAAUGGAAUGGAAUGCUCGGAUGCAUAUUGAUGUGAUGGGUGGUAAAUAAUGCGAAAUCCUACUUUACUUACUCUAUGUACUAUCUAUCUAUCGAUGGUUGAUUCUUUCGUUUGUUCGUUUGUUCAUCUGUUCUUGAGGGGGAAGAGGUGAGAAGUGUGGAUUGAGUGAUUGAGUGGUUAGUGAAUGGAUGGAUGGAUGGUUAGAUAGAUAGAUAGAUAGAUAGAUAGAUAGAUAGCGAGUGGGUGAGAGGGUGAGCGAAUUAGCGAAUUAGUGACUAAGUGGCCAGGCGGCUAGGCGCUAGAGUAUAUACUAUAUACCUAGGUAGUAUAAAAGACUAGAAAGUGGCAGAAGUCACACAGGCAAAGUUUUUGUCUAUAUAAUAAUCGAUCUAAUAAUAGUAUGAUAUCGUAAGGAAAAUCAAUCAUCACA
Molecule: messenger RNA, 3281 nt
Organism: Botrytis cinerea B05.10
Lineage: Eukaryota; Fungi; Ascomycota; Leotiomycetes; Helotiales; Sclerotiniaceae
Gene: Bcrlf2
Product: Bcrlf2
Exons: 2
Coding region: 470-2590 (706 amino acids)
Biological process (GO): nucleosome assembly
Cellular component (GO): CAF-1 complex; nucleus
Source: RefSeq, a predicted model, not a curated record